Molecule: messenger RNA, 1853 nt
Organism: Mercenaria mercenaria
Lineage: Eukaryota; Metazoa; Mollusca; Bivalvia; Venerida; Veneridae
Exons: 3
Coding region: 1-936 (311 amino acids)
Source: RefSeq, a predicted model, not a curated record
AUGGUUCGAAUUAUACUAGUCAAUAAAAGAAGAAUAGCUGAAGUAGCAGAACUAAAAGUAUCUGACUUUCUGCAAACCCAGAGAAACGAUGAAAUGGAUACGGAGAUAUUCAAUGCCCUGAAUGUGCCAGAGAAAAUUAUCUCCAAAUGUGGGGAAGAAUGGGAAGAUUAUUUCGAUCAGGAUUCAAACCAAAAUGACGACGAAUUCUCAGACUUAGAGGGUUUUUUCGAAGAACAACAAGAAACGGGGGAAACUGUAUGUGAAAAAUUAGCUGGCAUUGUGAAUAGAGCGUUACGGGGGGAAAAUGAUAGCGGAGACAUGGAAAAAUUGAAAACACUUAAAGAAAAAUACAAGAGACCCCACAACUUACAGAAUUUACAGGUGCCUAAAGUUGACGAAAUUCUGUGGAGGAACCUCCGGAAGGACGUAAAGUCGGUAGACUACCUGCAUCAGCGGACAAUAACUAACACCAAUUUCGGAUUAAUACCGGUCCUUAGGGCCAUUCAAGCCCUCAAUGACAAGGACGCCUCGAAGGCUCAGAAAUUCCUAAUGGAUGCAGUAAAAAUUUCCUGUCUGACAGUCAAAACAACAAAUGCAAUACGAGCGAACAACAUAAAAAAGGAAAUCCUGCCAAAAUACAAGACGGCAUGCAACAAUCCCCCUUCAACAGAACACUUAUUUGGCGACAACCUGACUGAGGAAUUCAAGAAAAUGGACAGUGGCAAAUUGAAUGCCACCGUAUCUCAACAGCCUUUUUUAGGGAUGAAGGGAGCUGCGUACAGCAGCUACAACCAACAGAACCAGAGAAUGAAAUUCAAAGUGACACCAAAUCGGUCACAGUACCAGCAAGGGAAGAGAAUAAAUCUCGGACGACCGAACAGAUUUCCGCAGGCAAGGAAACAACAACAACAACAACAACAACAACACCGGAAGUAAACAGUGUGAGUAAUAUUUUUAAUUACGUUUCAAUAAACACUACUGAAAAUUUUUAUGCGGGGAAAACCAAACUUUAUUUGGAAAAUUGGACACGAAACACAAAUGACCCUUGGAUAUUACAAACUGUAUCAGGUUACAAAGUUGAAAUUCUAUCACUUCCGGUACAGAAUUAUGUACCGUCACCCUUAAAAUUUUCGUCGGAAGAGUUGUUAAAAAUAGACGAUGAAUUGGAUAGAUUUAUCAAACAGGGUAUUAUAGAAGAGUUUAACACCAAAGAUACUGAGGAAAAUAACAGAGGACGGGGGAAAGGCAGUUUUGGUAGCACCCAUAUGGACAACGCAGAGUUGGUGGCCAUGCUUACUCCAGCUCAUCAAAGGCCUCUGCUAUCAGCUGCCACAUCCGGGUCAGAGCCUUUACCUACCGUCAAACCCACAGUACAAACAUCCGCUGAAGGCAAUGAAUCUCUGUCUUUUUUAUAUAUCAGCAGAGCACUUAAACGUAAGGGAGUCCCGAAAUCAGACAAGAAUACAGUCUUACACUCUUGGAGAGGAAGUACCAAAAAACAAUAUGAUUCAUACAUCACAAAAUGGAUUGACUUCUGUGAGGGGGAAAUUAAUCCCAUUCAUCCCAACAUAAACCAGGUAUUAAAAUUUUUGAGCGAAUUAUUUGAUAAGGGGAUGGAGUACCGAACUUUAGGGGUUGCGCGCUCAGCGUUAAGUGUAUUUUUAACAAGAGCUGUCCAUAAGACAGCCAAGCUCGACUAUUCGAAAUAUUGUCACAGAAGCUGGAAAUUAUUACCCAAAAUGUUAAAUAUCAAAAGAGUUUUAAGUUCAAAAGGGGACAUAUCAGAGUUAUGGGACUUGAUGCUAUCAACUAGUUUUAUAACCCCGAAGAAACAUGUUAAGUUUCAAUUCAAU